AUCUGCGAGACUGAACUUAGCGGAGCGGGAUGCUGCACCUCGCGCUCUGAAGCCGGAGGCCGGUGCCUCAGUUGGUGGGGUCCCAGUCCUCUCGCGCCUUCUGCCCCACUAUUCUGUUUCUCCCACGCGUGCAGAAAAGCGUCCGCUGCUGUUGUUUUAGGCCGGGAAGGUUCGUGCCUACUUUAUAUUUGAUAACUUCUACAUAUCAUGGACACAGAACAGAUUAUGGAGAGCCAGCCACAGGUUCCAGAAAAUCCUCAUGCAGAAUAUGGUCUUGCAGAAAAUGUAGAGCGGAUAGCAGAAAAUGAGAAGACUAGUGCUGAGAAGACAUCAAAACAGAAGGUGGAUCUACAGUCAUUACCUACACGUGCCUAUUUGGAUCAGACAGUUGUGCCUAUCUUAUUACAAGGCCUUGCAGUGCUUGCAAAAGAGAGGCCACCAAAUCCUAUUGAGUUCCUAGCAACGUAUCUGUUAAAAAAUAAGGCGCAGUUUGAAGACCGAAAUUAAUUCCAUUGAAAGAUGACUGCUUGACUGCUCAGCGUAUAUGCUUAAAUAAUCAUGAAUCAUUGUCUGAUGUAUAAAUUCUACAAAACCAAAAAUUUCAUUCUCAUACUAUUUCUUCAGCCUUUUCCCCAAUUAUUUAAUAAAGUACCUUACAUUUUAUUUGUUCACUUGUUUUAAACUAGCUUUUAAGGCUUCAGAAUAAAG
Messenger RNA from Gekko japonicus, 708 nucleotides. It is a transcript of the gene DPY30, whose product is annotated as dpy-30, histone methyltransferase complex regulatory subunit. Bases 208 to 507 code for a protein of 99 amino acids. The record is from RefSeq and is a predicted model, not a curated record. The transcript has 5 exons. NCBI's taxonomy places the organism in Eukaryota, Metazoa, Chordata, Lepidosauria, Squamata, Gekkonidae. Gene Ontology annotation, cellular component: Set1C/COMPASS complex.